Molecule: messenger RNA, 346 nt
Organism: Cylindrotheca closterium
Lineage: Eukaryota; Bacillariophyta; Bacillariophyceae; Bacillariales; Bacillariaceae
Source: the annotation of a GenBank genome assembly
AUGAAUUGGAUGAUAGACGCAUCAUUUGCGGUGCAUCCAGAUUUCAAGAGCCAUACUGGCGGCACUCUGUCCUUUGGAGGAGGUGCAGCUCAAGUGAUGUCAAAGAAACAAAAACUAAACAGCAGAAGCAGUACAGAAGCGGAACUGAUUGCUGUUGACAAUGUUGUCACGAUGAUACUAUGGACAAAGUUGUUCAUGGAGUGGCAAGGGUAUCCGAUUGAGAAGAAUAUCUUGUAUCAGGAUAACAAAAGCGCAAUUCUACUGGAAGAGAAUGGUCGCAAGAGCGCGGGCAAAAGAAGCCGAGCUAUCAAUAUUCGUUAUUUCUUUAUCACAGAUCAAGUUGAGA